Molecule: messenger RNA, 2264 nt
Organism: Lathyrus oleraceus (garden pea)
Lineage: Eukaryota; Viridiplantae; Streptophyta; Magnoliopsida; Fabales; Fabaceae
Product: putative UDP-glucose flavonoid 3-O-glucosyltransferase 3
Exons: 1
Coding region: 251-1675 (474 amino acids)
Molecular function (GO): UDP-glucosyltransferase activity
Source: RefSeq, a predicted model, not a curated record
UGAAAAGUCUCCAAUAAAAAGACAUCACAGAUCAAACUUUAUUAUCCUAAAACAAACAUACAAGUUAAAGACAAAAUAAUAAUUCAUGUUUCUGAAUCGUUGACCACCACAAAAAAUUUCAGGUUCAAAACCAGCACUCACAAUACAAUAUUGGACAAGCAAAACCAUCACUCACAAUACUGAUAUAUAAUGUGCUUCUUGCUAGUUAACAAUUACAUGUAAUGUAAUUGUGUUGAGUGCUGUGUUUAGGAUGAAGAAAGUAGAAGUGGUGUUUAUCCCUUCUCCAGGUGUGGGACAUCUAGCAUCCACCCUUGAGUUCGCUAAGCUUCUUAUCAACCGUGAUAACCGUCUCAGUAUAACCGUCUUGGUCAUCAAGUUUCCAAACACUGAUGAACAAGUACGAGCCCUUUCGUCCUCCUUCGAUUUAGAAAAUCUCCAUGUCAUUAACCUCCCUGAAUGUACUCAUGUUUCCUCCACUACUGAUGGAAGUUACUCUGCCGGUGCUCUCGCUGAAACCCAAAAACCAAACGUUAAAGAAGUUGUUGCCAAAAUCAAUGGACAACUUGCUGCUUUCGUUGUUGACAUGUUUUGUACCACCAUGAUUGAUGUUGCCAACGACUUUGGUGUCCCGUCCCUUCUCUACUUCACUUCUGGUAUUGCUUACCUUGGUUUGGUGCUUCAUCUUCACAGACUUAUCGAAAACAACUUAGAAGCGACUCGAUUGUUGUUGCAGCAGGACGAGUUGGACAUCCCGAGUUUCUCAAAUCCAGUUCCUACAAACACAUUGCCCACUGUGGUGCUCCGCAAGAAGUGGGAAUCAGCUUUCAUCAAUCAUGGCAGAGGACUCAAGAAAGCUAGUGGUUUUAUAGUAAACUCGUUUCAUGAGCUAGAACCACAUGCGGCUCACUCAUUCUUGGAAGACCCGGGUCUACGUAGUAUACCCAUAUAUCCGGUGGGCCCCAUAUUAAACCUUGAGACCAAACCCAAGCCUAAUGGUAUUGUUGAUUCUAAUGACACAAUUAAGUGGCUCGAUGAUCAACCUCAAUCUUCAGUAAUUUUCAUCUGCUUUGGGAGCAUGGGUGCUUUUGAUGAGGAUCAGGUUAGGGAGAUUGCAUGUGCUAUUGAGAAAAGUAGAGCCCGCUUCCUGUGGUCCAUGCGGAAACCUCCGCCAAAGGGAACCAUGGGUCUGGUGUCUGAUUAUCCUUUUUCUGAUUUGGUCGCAGUUUUACCUGAAGGGUUCUUAGACCGAACAGUAGAGAUUGGAAAGGUCAUUGGAUGGGCACCUCAGGUCCAAGUACUCGCCCAUCCAGCCACUGGAGGCUUCAUUUCGCACUGCGGUUGGAAUUCGACUCUUGAAAGCAUAUAUUAUGGUGUGCCUAUUGCCACAUGGCCACUCUUAGCUGAGCAACAGACCAAUGCUUUUGAGCUCGUGCGGGAGCUGAAGAUGGGUGUGGAGAUUGCCUUGGAUUAUAGGAUGGAGUAUGAUGUUGGACCUGACUAUCUUUUGACUGCAGACAAAAUUGAGAGAGGAAUAAGAAGUGUGAUGAAUAAGAAUGGAGAGAUAAGGAAGAAAGUAAAAGAAAUGAGUGAACAAAGUAGGAAGACAUUGUUAGAGGGUGGAUCUUCCUACACUUGUUUAAGUCAUUUGAUUGAUUAUAUUAUUAAUCAAGUGUAAAACUAUGCACCUGACUACAUACAAAAUGGUUGGAGGGUAAUAGUUGAAUUACUAAAUAAAUCUACUCAGCUUGACUUCACUUCAUAGAAAAGAGGCGUGUUUUACAAAAUUGUGUACAAAAAUUACAAUUAAUUGAGAAAUCCAAAAAUUCCAAAUACAAUAGUCUCAGAAUUUGGGUUGGGUCUUAACUUAUUCCUACAAAAUUGUCUUUGUAAAAAGAGAAUUUCCCUCAUUUAUAAACACAACACGGAUUAUAUCUUUAAGCAGUGUGGGAUUAAAUUCACCCCUUCAAACCCAAUAUAAUGAAUGUGAUGGAGGCUGCAGUGAAGGCAAGUCAAAUGCCACAAUUAAGACGACUAAGGACAGACUGCAAUGAAGGCGGAAAUUCCAACACACUAUCUCACGUUCGGGCCUCAAUGAACACAGAGCGUGGACGACGCAGGAAGCCCAACAACGGGUCUAGGAUACGCUAUGAUACCAUCUUAGAAUUUAUGUUGGGCAUAACUCAUUCUUACAAAACCGACUUCUAGGAUGAGGGUGUCACUCAAUAUAGGCUUUGUUUGGUAAAAAUAGCGGUCGAUGGCUUAUA